GUCAUUUGUAUUUUGUGACAAAAUGGAAUACGUCAGAUAAAAUACGCUGUCAAUUUCUACUUUAACGUAACUGUAACUAUAAUUGGCUAUCCAGAUUAAGAUAGAUAUAUUAUAGUGGGUAAAAUGCAAUAUCCAUCAGAUGAAUCUUAUACUCGGCUCAUAAGCCACAAUAUGACAGUGCCUCAAAGAAUAAAGGCUACUGGAGAUAUUCUUGAUGAAGACAAUGCUCCAAAUGGAUUGGUCAAGGGGUGGGAUUAUGCCAAUGAGAAAUUUGAUAUGAAAGUGCCUGAGAGGAUACUUGUUGUUGGACAAGAUCAGCAUAUUGGUACUAAAGCUCCUCCUCGAGAAAUUCAAUUAGACAAUGCAGUUUUGCCAACUGACCCUGGCAUGAUUCGCGUGAGCACACCACCCCGUGUUAUCACGCUUGACCAACACUACUUUCCAUCUGCUGAUGAUUAUCCUUCUGAUAUGCCAAACUCCCCACCAAAAAAUGUUCGGACAAUGCAGUCCUUUAGUGGAAGAGUUCAAUCUGUAACACCUAUUCCAGAUCACUUCAAUGAAUCAACCAUGACUGAAUCACGUCUUGUAUUAAGAGACCCCACACCACCAAUAGGAAAUGGAGAAGGACUUUCUGCUUCGGAGGAGUUAGUGCAUUUACGAAGGCAGAUUGUUAAAUUAAAUCGACGCGUCAUGGCUAUUGAAGCUGAACAAUUGCAAAGACAACAGAAAGAGAAAAUUGCUUAUGCAAUAAGUAUUGCUUACUUAUUGUUCAAAGUAAUUGCUUGGUUGAAUAGGUCUUAAGUGAGUAAAAUUUGUAUCACUUUCAGAUGAAGUUUUGAUUUGUUGACUUCAUGAAGUUUAUCCACUGAUGAUUACAUUAAGUGGUACAAUGUAGUGUUAUCUUUAAAAAAUAGUGUAAAAAGGUUGGAAGUGUUGAUACCAAUUCAAUCUAUAAUCAUUUUUAGAAUAUAGGAACAUUCUUUUAUAACAUGAUUUAUGAACUUCUGUUUACCUACUUUGUUGUACAGUAUAACAGUCUUAUUGAUUAUAAUGCCACAAUUUCUUUAGCCUGUAAUAAACAUUCAUGGAUUGUUAAAAAUUUUGACUUGUUUAGGUAAGAUGUUAGAUACUACAAUAGGUGAUUUUUUUUUAUUUAAAUAAACAUUAUACUUACCAAA
This is a messenger RNA of Melitaea cinxia (Glanville fritillary), 1178 nucleotides long. It is a transcript of the gene Tango11, whose product is annotated as transport and Golgi organization protein 11. Lineage: Eukaryota; Metazoa; Arthropoda; Insecta; Lepidoptera; Nymphalidae. The coding region runs from base 124 to 801 and encodes 225 amino acids. The transcript is spliced from 5 exons. The record is from RefSeq and is a predicted model, not a curated record.